Molecule: messenger RNA, 1368 nt
Organism: Gigantopelta aegis
Lineage: Eukaryota; Metazoa; Mollusca; Gastropoda; Neomphalida; Peltospiridae
Source: RefSeq, a predicted model, not a curated record
AUGCCGUCGACGUGUUGUUGUGUGCCUGGUUGCCAUAACAGAGGCGGGCAUCGGUUUCCAAAGGAAAACAAAACUCGUGAAAAAUGGUUAUUUGCAGUUCGUCGAGACAAGUGGAAGCCAAACGACUCCAGCGUUGUUUGUCAUUCACAUUUUAACGACGAAAACUACGUCCAGAGAAACACUUAUGGCAAUGUGUCAGCAGUCAAAAGGCUGAAGAAAAAUGCUGUACCAUCCAUUUUUAUGUGGAUAAAACCAGCAUCCGACUCUAGAGUUCAACGUAAAGCCCGAUGUCAAAAGAGACAGGCACUUCCAGUACCGAUUUGUGCAGAAGUACCUAAACAGAACAGUGAGUCGUUGGAAAUAGGUGCUGAAAUCACAGUCACAUCAGAUUCCUGUAUAACAAAAUCUCAAGAGGAAGAAUGCGAAAAAACAAGAACCGUUCACACUCAGACAAACACAAUUCCUGUUAGGACAAUGUCGGCUGUAAAAUUCCAAGAUGACCCCGCAGGAAUGCAUUACUUCACUGGGCUUAAAAAUUAUGAAACAUUUAUAUUCGUUCUUAAUACAUUAGGACCAUCAGCAAACCAUCUGGUGUAUUACUACACUGAAACUAUGGACAAUCUCAGCAUUGAAGACCAGUUUUUCUUAGUUUUGAUUAAGCUUCGAAGAAAAGAAACACACUUUAUGCUAUCUCGGCUGUUUGAAGUGUCAGAAUUUACAGUGGCAAAUGUAUUUAUUACGUGGAUAAAUUUCAUGUUUUUGGAAUGGAAAUCGUUGAAUUCAUGGCCUGACCGUCAGUUAACCAAGUUCUUUUCUCCUGUAGACAUGAAGCAGUUUCCAAAUACACGUAUCAUCAUUGAUGGUACCGAGAUACCAAUAAAAAAACCUAAGGCGCCAUUGGCCCAACAAGCAACAUUUUCAACAUACAAGAAUAGAAACACUGUUAAAGUGCUUGUUGGUAUUACCCCUGCUGGUCUUGUCUCAUAUGUAUCACCAGCAUUUGGAGGUUCUACCAGUGACAGACAAAUUGUAGAAAGAUCAAAUCUUUUUUCUCUAUGCGACCCCAAGGAUUCCAUUAUGGCAGACAAGGGUUUUAACGUUCAGGAUCUGUUUGCACCAUAUGAUGUUAGCAUCAACAUGCCAUCCUUUUUUAGGAAAAAAAAUAGAAUGUCAGGGGAAAAUGUUUUGGAAGAUAGGAAAAUUUCAAGUAAGCGUGUGCAUGUGGAGAGAGUGAUCGGACUAGCUAAGACAUAUCGCAUGCUAGCACAGCCAAUGAAUCACACUGAAACAAAACUUGCCACUGAAAUAAUUUUUGUGUGCUUUAUGCUGUGCAACUUCCGGGACCGGAUUGUGCCUACUGAUGCGUAA